GUCUCACUAAUACAAUACCGCUUCUCUCUCUCUCUCUCUCUCUCUCUCUCUCUCUCUCUCUAUCUCGCUGUGAGUACUGUGUGUGUGUGUCUGGCUAGUCCCUCUUUGCUUUCAAGUCGUCUUAGCCUUAUUUCCUGGGUAUUGUUGUAGUCUGUGCAGUGUUGAAUAAGAACUCCAUGGCAUCGGUGGUGUUGUUAGGACUAGUAGUUGUCCUGGUUGUUUCGUUGAUUAGAGUUGGAUAUGUCACCAUCUCAUGCUACUGGUUGACUCCCAGACGCAUCAAGAAAUUCAUGGAAAAGCAAGGAAUCACCGGCCCCAAACCUCGUUUUAUAGUUGGAAACCUCGUCGAUGUAGCAGCCCUUGUGGCUAGCGCCACUUCUAAAGAUAUGGACUCCAUCCACCACGACAUCGUCGGCCGCCUAUUGCCGCAUUAUGUUCUCUGGUCUAAGCAAUUUGGAAAACGCUUCAUAUUUUGGAAUGGAAGCGAGCCGCGGAUGUGCUUGACGGAGACAGAGAAGAUCAAAGAGCUUCUGUCUUCCAAGUGUGUUAGUAUCUCCGGUAAGUCAUGGCUACAGCAGCAAGGGACGAAGCACUUUAUUGGCCGGGGUUUGUUGAUGGCUAAUGGAGAUGACUGGUACCAUCAGCGCCAUAUCGUUGCUCCAGCAUUUAUGGCAGACAAGCUCAAGAAUCAUGUAGGAUACAUGGUGGAAUGCACCAAACAGAUGCUCCAAUCACUACGCUCCAAGGUGGAGUCGGGCGAAACAGAAGUCGAAAUCAGUGAAUGCAUGAGUCAGCUCACUGGAGACAUCAUAUCUCGAACUGAAUUCGAUAGUAGCUAUGAGAAGGGAAAGCGCAUAUUUCAUCUCCUUAACUCGUUGCAGCGCCUCUGCGCUCAAUCCACCCGCCACCUAUGCUUCCCGGGUAGCCGAUUCUUCCCUAGCAAAUACAACAGGGAAAUCAAAUCAUUGAAGAUGGAGGUGGAGAAACUAUUGAUGGAGAUCAUCCAGAGGCGAAAAGAUUGUGUCGAGAUCGGUCGGAGCUCAUCCUAUGGGAAUGAUUUACUGGGCAUGCUUCUGGCCGAGACCCAGAAGAAGAGAGCUGGGGGGUUCAGCUUCACCCUUCAAAUGCUCAUGGAUGAAUGCAAGACUUUCUUCUUCGCUGGGCACGACACCACUGCUCUCCUGCUUACAUGGACAAUCAUGCUCCUGGCCACUAACCCCGAAUGGCAAGACAAGGUCCGAGCAGAGGUGCUCCAGGUUUGCAAUGGGGAGGCACCCACCAUUGAUCAACUCUCCAAGCUCUCCCUGUUGAACAUGGUGAUAAACGAGUCGCUUCGCUUGUAUCCACCGGCUUCCCUUCUCCCCCGAAUGGCAUUCGAGGAUAUCAAAUUGGGUGACCUCCACAUUCCGAAGGGCCUCUCCCUUUGGAUUCCAGUACUUGCAAUUCACCAUAGUGAGGAACUCUGGGGAAAGGAUGUACAUGAAUUCAACCCAGAGAGAUUUUCAGGGAAGUCAUUUGCUCCGGGCCGGCAUUUCAUUCCGUUUGCAGCAGGACCUCGCAAUUGUGUUGGUCAAUCCUUUGCACUGAUGGAGUCUAAGAUCAUAUUAGCCAUGCUGUUAUCACAAUUUAGCUUCACCAUCUCGAAGAACUAUCGUCACGCUCCGAUUAUGGUCUUGACUCUUAAGCCCAAACAUGGAGUUCAGAUCUGUUUGAAACCUUUAAACCCAUGAGAUCAAUCGCUGAUUGUGAGGUUGAGUUUUGUACCCCCUCCUCCCUCCGAGAAAGUUUGAUAUUGAGCCCCGGCCAAAUUUUGUUUUAUUCCUUGUACAAGGAGACGUAAACGAAUUAAUUAAGUAAAUAAUAAACAAAUGAAGAGUUCAUGGCUCAUCCCUGAGUUUGCCUUUUCGGUUAUAAACUAUGGACUUCAAUGGAGAGAGAGAGAGAGAGACAGGGAAGCUGGAUAAGCCUGCUAUUCCUAUAGAAAAUGAUUAAAGAAAUCAAAUACCAACUGAGGAUGAGGAAGAG
Molecule: messenger RNA, 2025 nt
Organism: Nelumbo nucifera (sacred lotus)
Lineage: Eukaryota; Viridiplantae; Streptophyta; Magnoliopsida; Proteales; Nelumbonaceae
Source: RefSeq, a predicted model, not a curated record